AUGGAAGUCUUAUCGGGGGUGUCCAGCGUAAUUGCUAUCGUAUCUUUAACCGUCCAGACUGCCAAUGGUGUGAAGAAGCUGUCCGAUUUCUGGAGCUCUAUUCAAAAUGCACCACAGUCAGUCUCCGACAUCAUCGAGGAUCUUGCUAUCGUAUCAAACGCCCUAGAAGAUAUUGGCCACGAAGCAGACAGUGCCCGACCACAUUCCAGGUCUCUUGACAUGAGUCUUUCAUGUCUUCGAUCAUGCUCUGAAAAGGUUCAGAGGCUUCAAAAACUUUUAGAAGAGCUUCAGUCGGGGCUAUCUGCCACUAAGCGCAGGAAACGAGCUUGGUCUUCUUUCAAAGUAGUAUGGUCGGAAAACAAAAUCGCCAACUUCCAGAACGCCGUGAGGGAAUUGAAAACGACGUUGCUAAUUACCAGGCAAACAGCCACAAGUAAGACGAUCACUGCAAACCAGGAAUCACAGCAGCGUGAACUGUCUUCAAUUAGAGAUGCAAUCGACUCUCUCUUACAGCGGGAGCUGCGAUGCGCCAUUAGUCCUUCCUCAGAAAAGCAACUUAUAGCGAAUUUGAAGAAAGAAAUUGAUAAAACAUCUUCAGCCAGGGCGCAUCCUCAGUCAACUUCUGCAGACCAGGAAACAAUGAAUUCAACCCGAAGAAUAAACACAUCACUUUACUACCAUUGUGCCGACCAAAGGCUCAAUCCGGAGAUCAAAGUCAGCGAGGCUCAGAGACAAGAAAAUUCGGGAACGACCUCUUCAAGCUUAACUUUUGCAACAAAAACGCUACCUUAUCGACAUAUCAUCAAUUCCAUAUUCGGCGUUGUAGAAGGGACUUUGACUACGUUUAGCAUUACCCCAUCCGCAUGCACCAACGCGGCGAAGCAUCACUGUACAAGGCAUUUAUUCAUUUUACAUCCAUCAAGGCUUCUCCGGAUCUUUGGGUUUGAGUCUGGCCUCCGUAUGUCGUUCCUUAACUCUGGACUCUUCGAUUUUCAAUUAAAUUCGUACCAAGCUGUUCCGGAUAACUCAGCUAUCUUCCAUUUUACCAAGAACGGAGAUAUCACAAGUAUUCAAGGCUUGUUCAAAGACCGUCUUGCUUCGCCGUUUGACACGAACUCCAAGGGUCUGACGCCGUUGUUUUUCGCAGCACAGUUUGGACAUGUUGAAAUAUGCAAGCUGCUAAUCGACGAAGGUGCAGACGCAAAGGCAUACAGUUUUAUGAAAGAGCAAGUGGUCUCCACAUAG
This is a messenger RNA of Glarea lozoyensis ATCC 20868, 1245 nucleotides long. RefSeq names its product Ankyrin repeat-containing protein. Bases 1 to 1245 code for a protein of 414 amino acids. The record is from RefSeq and is a predicted model, not a curated record. The transcript is spliced from 3 exons. NCBI's taxonomy places the organism in Eukaryota, Fungi, Ascomycota, Leotiomycetes, Helotiales, Helotiaceae. Gene Ontology annotation, molecular function: protein binding.